Molecule: messenger RNA, 1692 nt
Organism: Spirometra erinaceieuropaei
Lineage: Eukaryota; Metazoa; Platyhelminthes; Cestoda; Diphyllobothriidea; Diphyllobothriidae
Source: the annotation of a GenBank genome assembly
AUGCCUCGACUGUCAUUUCCGUCAGUGAAGAGACUGGCGGAUGUGGUUCCCACCUUGCCACCCAGUGAAUCCUCGGUCAAGAACAACGAGAGGAAUGACGAGAGCAUCGAACCCUGUGUGGCCUCUUAUGUGAAGCUCGCUUUCAUAUUUCGUGUCCCAUUGGAGGUGACAAAUUUGAUCCUGCUAAAAAGCCGCGACUGGACCCAGUAAGUAAAGGAAGAGUUGAUGCCUUUUCCGCUCCUCCUCCUCCAUAACGAGACAUCUCGUCGGACAGUAUUACAGGCCUUGGAGAAGUCCAGUAGCGUAAGUGUCGUACACUGCAUCGAAUUCUUUUAGAGACCGUCACGGAUGAGCCGUGGCAGUCUGAGCUGACUGAAGGAGGCCCAGCUUGCUUGUGCGUAGGUGGACGGUUUUCCUCCAGAGCGACGUGUAGGAGAUCAGUAGGGAUUCUUUACACCCCUUGCCCAUCGCAGAAGUCAGACUGGUCGGUCUAUAGCUCGUCUGAUUUUCGGAUCUUUUGCAACCGUCGGUAUCGAACGGACCUCAUUCAUUCUUCAGGAUUUUGACACUGUCUUGUCGUAUCAAAAAAGAUCAGAAAUUCUGCAGAGUGCGAUAAUACCAUUGGGGCCGAACGACCCUAGAAAGUGGGGGUGUCUCAUAUCAGGUUUUUCUGUGUUCUCGGGAUAAGUGUCUUGGUUAGUAGCUUACCCUUCGUCAGUUCAGGUGUUCCGGAUCCUUUCUUAGGAGAGCUGCGUUGAGAUCACAUUUUGCCUAUCGGUCUUUCUUAAACAGUCUUGGCUUACCAACCGGCCGGGAAGACGGGUUGCCCAUUAGCCUAGCUGCUGGCUACCUGGCGCGUCCACAGGUGGCAGAUAGUGGGAGGGCCUUCAGUGAAGGUUAGCUGCGAAAUAAGCAGACCCAGGUCUGACGAGUAAGCAGUUGCGAACCAGCAGUGACAUUGCAACCAGGGUGAGGGGAGAUAAGACGAGAUGCGAGAACUACCGUGGCAUAGGUCUCAUCGACGUUACUGCGAAGCUCUUCGCUAUUGUCCUACUCAGGCGAUUCCAGGCUGUGCGUGACUCAAGGACGAGGCCCAACCAAGUCGGAUUUCGUGCUGGACGUGGAUGCGCAGAUCAGAUAUUCACACUGAGGCGCAUUCUCGAAUUUCGCCAUAGCUACCAACUACUGACGGCCGUCUGCUUCCUUGACUUUGCCGCCGCGUUCGAUCCCGUUCAUCGUGAGUCCCUGUGGCGGAUAAUGGCGCUAAAUGGUGCACCGGCAAAAAUAAUCGCCAUGAUCAAGGCCUAUUAUCGCUCCACUACUGCGAGAGUCUUGGUCCGCAACAAUCUUUCCCAACCGUUCGGUAUUCGGUCUGGCGUUCGACAGGGUUGUAUCCUGUCACCCAUUUUGUUCAACUAUGCUAUUGACUGGAUCCUCGGGAGGGCCCUACGCGAGGGUGAUGGUGUUGAGUUUGCACCCGGACACCGACUGACUGAUCUCGACUAUGCCGAUGAUAUCGCCUUACUUGCCUCAAGGUUUGGUGGUCUGCAGUCUAUGGUGUCACCGGUGAACGAGGUCGCUAAAUCAGUCGGUUUAUCCAUAAACGCUGGGAAGGCUAAAGUGUUUUCAGGCUACAUCCCGGACCAGGAAAAGGCAGCCUCGGGAUUGAUGGCUGUCAACUUGAAGAAGUAG